UUGGCAAGUCGGCGGACGUCAUGUGGUCGAAAGGCGGAGAGACGACGCCGCUGCUUUCGGCCUCGAUGCGUCUGGACGAAGACCGCUUCUACAUGGGCAUGGACAAGCACACGCUCCUCAACACGCCCGAGAGCGGCCUCUCGACCGUCGAAGCCGCGCGCCGCCUCAAGCAAUUUGGCCCCAACGAGUUUGAAGCGCAAGACGCCGCGUCCUGGCGCCGCUUGGCCAGCCACUUUAUCGGUCCGAUGCCACUGCUGCUUUGGCUCGUCAUGGCGCUCGAGCUCGUGACCAAGGACAUACCCGACCUCGCCGUCCUCUUGUUUCUCCAAGUCCUCAACGGCGUCGUGGGCUGGAUCGACGACGCCAAGACGGCCCAUGCACUCUUCGCGCUCAAGGCCGCACUCAAGCCCGAGGCGCAGGUCAUUCGCGACGGCGUGCACCAAACGAUCAACGCGUCGCUGCUUGUGCCCGGCGAUAGGCUCACGCUCACGGUCGGUUGCGCCGUGCCCGCCGACUGCGAUCUCUGCGAUGGGUCGCCGAUCCAGGUCGACCAAAGCGCGCUCACGGGCGAGUCGUUUCCCGUGACGCUGCACGCUGGCGACAACGUCAAGAUGGGGUCGCUUGUCGUGCACGGCGACGUCGAGGCGAUCGUGUCGGCGACCGGCGUCCAGACCUUCCUCGGACAGCACCCGCCGAGCGCCGAGUGGCCUGCCAAGAACACACUCUAUAUGCACUUUACGCACAUCACCAUGGCGCUCCUUCUCCUUACGCUCCUUUGCGUCAGCGUUCUCCUCGGGUGUCUCUUGUACAACGGCGUGCCGCUGCUCUCUGCGCUCAGCGUCGGCCUCGUCGUUGUCGUCGCCGCCGUGCCGCUCACGCUGCGCAGCGUCUGUACGUCCAUUCUUGCCCUCGGGUCGCGCCAGCUCGCGGCCGAGAAGGUGCUCGUCACGCACCUUCCGGCGAUCGAGACCAUGUCCCGGCUCAACAUCGUGUGCGCCGACAAGACGGGGACGCUCACUCGCAACAAGAUGGAGCUGCAGGACGACGUGCCGCUCUUCGCGCCGCAUGCCUCCCGCGAAGACAUCCUCGUUAUGGCCGCGCUGGCCGCCAAGUGGCGCGAGCCGCCGCGCGACGCCAUCGAUACGCUCGUGCUCAAUGCGAUCGACCUCCGACCGCUCGACGCGUACACGCUGCUCGCGCACACACCGUUCGAGCCGACGGCCAAGCGCACCGAGUCGACCAUCAAGACGUCGUCGGGCAAAGUGUUUAAAGUCACGAAAGGCGCGCCGCACAUGGUGCUCUCGCUCGCCCACAACGUCGACGACAUUGCGGACGCGGUGACGUCCCGGGUCCUCGACCUCGCCAAGCGCGGCGUCCGGUGCCUCGCGGUGGCGCGGACCGAAGACGCCAUCGGGUGGGUCUUGAUGGGUCUCCUUACGUUCGUGGACCCGCCCCGACACGACACGAAGCGGUCGAUCGAGCUGCUGCAGUGGCACGGCAUCAACCUCAAGAUGCUCACGGGCGACAAUGCGGCCGUCGCGAUCGAAACGGCGCAUUUGCUGCAAGUCGGGUCGACGAUCCUCGGGUCGGACGCGCCGCUGACGUCGGCCAUGGUCGAGAACGCCGAUGGCUUUGCCAACGUGUUUCCGGCCCACAAAGUGCGUCUCCUGACGCUGCUCUCGACGGACGCCACCAACGUCGUCGGCGUCACGGGCAACGACGUGCAAGACGCGCCGGCGCUGCGCCUCGCGCAUUUGGGCAUCGCGGUCGAUGGCGCGAGCGACGCCGCCAGAGCCGCCGCCGAUGUCGUCUUGACCAAACCGGGGCUCGCGGUGCUACUGCAUGGCGUGCUGCUUGCGCGGCACGUGUGCCAGCGCGUGACGCACUACGUCAUCUACCGCGUCGCCACCGGCCUCCAUCUGCUCGCCUUUCUCGUCGUGGCGACUGUGUGCUUUUCGCCGAGCGGUGGCCACUUUGCUCAGUUUUCUGGCAGCGGUGGCAAUGCGACUGCGUGGACGAUCGCACGGGAAGACGCGCCGGCGUCGUUCCAGCUGCCACUGAUUGCGAUCGCGCUGCUCUUGCUGCUCAACGACGGCGCGAUCGGCUCGACGAUGGCGCAGGACGUUGUUGGUUCGCGCUCGACGCCCCAGGGAUGGAGCGGCCCGCGCACUGCCCUGAUCGCGGGCACGCUUGGCGCCGUGAGCGCGCUUGGCAGCCUUCUCUCGCUCUACUGGAGCCUCGACUCGUGGAACAGUGGAGGCGUCUGGCAGCAACUCGGGCUGCACGCGCUGUCGUACCGCCAAGUGCUCAUGGUCGCGUACCUGCAGCUGUCGCUCUCGGGCGGCUUUCUCGUCUUCUCGGCGCGCACCGACGCGGUGUGCUGUCUGCAGGCCCCGAGCAAGCUCCUCGUUGUGGCCACGGGCCUCUCGUCGGUGGCGGCGACGACGUUGUCGCUCUUUUGGCCGUUUGCCGACAUGCAAGCCAUUCCGGCGCCGACGGCGGCCGCUGUGUGGGUCUACACACUGCUGUGGCUUUUUGUGCAGGAGAGCGCUAAGCUGCUCGCGCUCACGCUCUACGAGCACGCGACGAGAAACCGCAAGCCCGCGCGCAUGGAGUGGCAGCGCGUGAACCGGAUGCAGCUCGGCAACCUCCGAGCGGUCGCGACCGCAACGCCGCUCUCGGCGAGCUCGUCGUCGUCGCGGAUGCUGCGCGACUCGUUCGUGGCGGGGCGCGCCGUGACGAGCAGCGUGUCGACGACCAUGAACCUGGACCAAGCGAUCGACCGCCUCGGGCGCCUCGAAGCCGAGAUGAAGGCUGUGCGACAUGUCAUUCAAGCGGCGUCCGCCAGCACCAACUAGCGACCAAUCUAGACAAGAUGUACAUAGUUGACCUGUCGAAGAAUGCAGACAACAUGUCGUGAUUGUAAAAGCGU
This is a messenger RNA of Saprolegnia parasitica CBS 223.65, 2932 nucleotides long. RefSeq names its product plasma-membrane proton-efflux P-type ATPase. The transcript has a single exon. The record is from RefSeq and is a predicted model, not a curated record. Gene Ontology annotation, molecular function: P-type proton-exporting transporter activity; ATP hydrolysis activity; ATP binding. Gene Ontology annotation, biological process: proton export across plasma membrane; regulation of intracellular pH. Gene Ontology annotation, cellular component: plasma membrane. Lineage: Eukaryota; Oomycota; Saprolegniomycetes; Saprolegniales; Saprolegniaceae. The coding region runs from base 21 to 2858 and encodes 945 amino acids.